AUGAGCUUGUAUACUGCGUCCGACGAAAAGGGGUCAUUCAUCAUUGAUGCGGGGAUCUCGUACAUCAAUGGGGCUCCUUUCGAUGGUGAUGCCAUUACCGAAGAGCAUGAACCUCAAUCCCUGGAUAUCGAGAUCCUUAUUGAGGAAAGCCAAUUAAGCAUACACCAUACAGUGCCCAUCAAUUCAUCCUCGACGGAAGUGGACUUUUCCCUACUCCGUCUUCCCCCUCGCUUUGAGUCAUACAAUGUAACACUUAAAGCGACCGUUCCAGAUAAAAACCACGUAUACACUGCAACGACAUCACUAUAUCACCUACCUACCCGAACAGACGGGGGCAGCAUCACGAAAGUGGACAGUCUCUAUGGAGGACUAUCAAUCCAAAAUCAAACCUCAUCAGCAUGGACCCCCCUACUCCCAUACUCAUACUACGUCAGUUGGGACGGCUGGCUCGAGAAAUCGCUAGACAAUGUACAGAAAUUCAAAGACGAUGGCUACAACAUCAUCCACCUAGUCCCGAACGCAGGCCUCGCUAACGAAGCAUUCAACUUUACCGAGCUGAGCCUCUUCCUGGAUCGAAUGGAUGAGAUCGGUCUCUGGCUUAUGUACGAUAUGCGCUGGACAUACAAGAACCUGACCUCCGUGCGCGAGCAAGUGGAUCUCCUCAAAGGCCGGAAAAGUAUGCUACUAUGGUAUACAGGCGAUGAGCCAGAUGGCCAAGGAGAUCCGCUAAACGCAACACGGAUCACAUACGACCUGCUCAAGUCAAUUGAUCCCUACCACCCUGUCUCACUGUGUUUGAAUUGCUACAACUUCUAUUUCGAGGAGUACUCAUCUGGCGCGGACAUCAUCCUUUCGGACGUUUAUCCCAUCGCUGUGAACACAAGCUGGUCGACAGUUUAUGAAACACCCUGUAACACUACGUAUGGGUGUUGCGGGUGCGACGAUUGUAACGGUGAUGUGGAGGAUAUCUCUGUCCGUCUGGAUCGGUUUGCAGAGUACCAGACCUGGCUGGGAGAAAGUCCCAAGCCGUUCUGGGGUGUUCCGAUGGCAUUUGGUAAUGAGACAUUUUGGACUCGGUAUCCUACUGCGGCGGAAGAGGUGACAAUGACGAUGCUUAGUUUGAAUCAUAAUGCGAAGGGCAUUGUGAUGUGGGAUUGGCCAACUACUACGGAACUGGCGAAUGUGACAAGUGCGUUAAGUCGGGUUCUGGCGGGGGAAGAGGCUACUGGCUUUUUGUUGGGUGCUCCUACGGUUUCGUUGGAAGCUAAGGGACAUUCCAAGAUGGAUGUUGCUGGAUGGAGGCUUGGGGAUCGCAUGCUGGUUAGUAUUUUGUCGUUGCAGACUCCUUCGUGGUCGUCGUCUGUUUCUGUGGAGCUGCCAGAGAAAAUCCGAUCGGUUACUCAGGUUCUCUGGGGCUCUGGGGAGUGGAAGUUGGUUGAUGGAAAAUUGGUCAAGGAAGGUGGCCAUGGGUUAGAGACUGAUCUGGUGAUUGUUGAGCUUGUCUCUGAGUGA
Molecule: messenger RNA, 1512 nt
Organism: Penicillium odoratum
Lineage: Eukaryota; Fungi; Ascomycota; Eurotiomycetes; Eurotiales; Aspergillaceae
Exons: 1
Coding region: 1-1512 (503 amino acids)
Source: RefSeq, a predicted model, not a curated record